Messenger RNA from Hyphopichia burtonii NRRL Y-1933, 765 nucleotides. RefSeq names its product Adh4p (gene ADH4). The transcript has a single exon. NCBI's taxonomy places the organism in Eukaryota, Fungi, Ascomycota, Pichiomycetes, Serinales, Debaryomycetaceae. The coding region runs from base 1 to 765 and encodes 254 amino acids. The record is from RefSeq and is a predicted model, not a curated record.
AUGUCAUUUUACUCUAAAGAACACGAAAUCAAAGGUAAAACCGCUUUAAUCACUGGUGGUAACAAAAACUUGGGUGCUGCUACUGCUAAAGAAUUGGCUCGUUUGGGUGCAAACUUGUUUAUUCACUACAACUCUCCUGAUGCUGGUUUGGAUAAACUUGUUAAGGAAUUGAGCCAACACGGGGUCAAGGUUGAAACUUACCAGGCCAAAUUAUCCGGGGCCAAAGAUUUGACCAAGUUGUUUGAUGCUGCCAAAUCCAAAUUCCCCAGUGGUAUUGAUAUUGCUAUCAAUAACGUUGGUAGGGUUUUGAAGAAGCCAUUGGUUGAAACCACCGAAGAAGAAUUUGACGGGAUGGACGAAACCAAUAACAAGAUUGCCUUUUUCUUUAUCAAGGAAGCCAGUCUCAAAUUGAACCAAAACGGUCGUAUUGUUUCUUUGGUUACUUCGUUAUUGGCUGCUUACACUCCAUUUUACUCUACCUACCAAGGUAACAAGUCUCCAGUUGAGUACUACACCAAGAGUGCUUCCAAAGAGUUGCACGACCGUGGUAUCACUGUCAACUCUGUUGCUCCUGGUCCAAUGGAUACUCCAUUUUUGUACGGACAAGAAACUGAUGGCGAUAUUCAAUUUUACAAGUCUGUUGGUUUACACAACAGAUUGACCAAGAUUGAAGAUAUUGUUCCAAUCAUCAGAUUUUUAGUUACCGAAGGGGGUUGGAUCACCGGUCAAACCAUUUACGCUUCUGGUGGGUUCACUGCUCACUAA